AGCUCCACUUUUCAUAUUACGGUAAUACGCCAUGUGAUUCUGGGUAAAGGGUCGUCUUCCGGUGUGAAGACAGUAAAGUAUUUCCGGAAACAUGGAGGCUGUUGUGAGUGAAGUCGUUGCUCCUGAGGACCUGUCGAAAUUUAAGAAGAAGUACGAUGGGGAAUUGGCUAAGGGGAGCGUGUCCAAGGAAACAAAGUUUGAGUAUGCUUGGUGUCUUAUUCGGAGCAAGUACUCUGAGGACAUCAAGAAAGGAAUAGUGAUGCUGGAGGAACUGGUUCAGAAGAGCUCAAAGGAUGACCAAAGAGACUUCUUAUUCUAUCUAUCUGUUGCAAACUACAGACUAAAGGAUUAUGAAAAGGCUCUGAAGUAUAUCCGUACUCUGCUCAGAAAUGAACCAGGGAACACGCAGGCCCUGGAGCUGGAGAAACUCAUUGACAAAGCCCUGAAGAAAGAUGGAUUGGUUGGAAUGGCGAUCGUCGGAGGAAUUGGCCUGGGCGUGGCUGGUUUGGCUGGCCUCAUCGGUUUGGCUGUGGCAAAGACCAAAUCCUAAUAAGAAGUGGGGAGGUGUCUGGCUUUGUUAAUUCUUCCCUUCUACAGAAGACUGUAAUGCCUCCUUGAAACCUUCCUGCAAUUACAAAUUCAGACUGGACCAGGGUCAGUUCAUAUAAGACCAGUUUGAUACAGUUUGAAUGCUUAGCUCAUCCCAACUAAAUUGUUUUUUCCUCACAAUGUUGAAGUUCAUUUCGUGUUAAAAACUAAAAAAACUGGGAGUGGCAUUUAAUGAUACAGAGAUUUAUGAGACUUUGUUUUAAAGUAUGUUAAUGGUUUAUGUUUGCUGUCCAGCCUACAUUUUUCAAUUUCAAUUGAAUUUAAAUAAAUUUAUAAUCUUUUGGGGCACACAUUCAUGGCAGCCAUAUUAUAAAUGUGUUACGUUUUCAGAGUUUAGUGUUAUCAUCACCCCCCUGGGUGGCUGAAAUACAAUAACAUUGCCAUCAAUUGUCUACACCUUGUUUAAAGUAAAUAGAAAGCUUAUAGAAGUAAAUUUAUAUGAUAAGGUUGGUCAUUUAUAGUGUACUAAAAUGGUGAAAAGAAUAAAAAUUUCUAGUUGGUUGAGCUCUGAACUAAUUUAGCCAUUUUGGAAAAGAAAACAAUGAGGUUAAUUUAAGAUUCAUACAUUUGUUCUUAUUUUGUGAGUAACUCCUCCAAAUAUGACCCUCUUGUGUAUAACUGGGCCUGUUUCUCCUAACUUCGAGGCCUUGACUGUGGUGCGUAGCACAGACUAAAACUUUAACAGGAGCACUAAAAUUUGAGUGGGUCAUAUAGUUUGUUUGCAGUGGCUUAAUAUGCUGUCAGCAGGUGGUCAAACAUUGGCCAUGGAAAUAACACCUUCACCCAAGCCCUUAAACCCACAUGAGUUGUUUUUGCUACAUCACAUAUUUUAAGAUAAUAUUUAAUAAAAUCAGUGCCCAGACCAUGCCGUUCUCUGUUUUGCACAGUGCAAAAAAAAAAAAAAAGACAGCCAGACAGAUUUAUAAACUGAAUAUGCUAGGCUGUCUGAAUUGGCUCUUAAAUUGUCUACACAAACACCUGGUGUUAGGCAUACUUAUUGGAGUGGCAGAAGCCGGUAUGUAUGGCAACAGUGUCUUGUUGAUUAAUCAAACGGACCAUGAACAUUUAGGGCUAAUUAAUGGGUGUUCUGUUAUGCUAACAUGGCAUACACUACGCAUGAAUAUUAUGGUUACUGGUAGAAUUAAACUAUAACCCAUGUAUGCUGAAUUUAUAACUAUAGCUUUUGAAUGUACUCAUUAAAUGGUAGCAGAAAGUUUUGGGCAAAUUUCUAAACUUUUAUACAAGGGAUACAUUUGCUUCACUAGAAACGCGUGAAUUUUGUGUUUGCGAUAUGUAAGGUGUCUUCAUAAGUGUCAUUGGAAAUUUGAUUAUAUUAGUGUAGUUCUGUUCAGGUGUCCCGUUAUGUUAUGUGUAUUGAUCAGUCAGAGGUGAGUGCUUUGACUUUCCCAAAGUAAGAAAGCCCAGCCAAGCAAAAGUCUCAUACUUAAGAAGUGUUGGGGCCCCAUUGUAGACUGUCAGAUGUGCUUCGGGACACUCCUCUCUUUUUUUGAACACCCUGUCUUCCCCCAUUUGUUGCACAUUAGACUCAGUCUGAAAUUGACAUCAGCAGCUGCUGGAGAUCUUUUAACCAGCAAUCACAGGAACUCAAGUUGUUCCUCUUAGUUGCUUCACAGUUUCACUCAGUUGACACAGAUUAUUAUUAUUAUUUUUUUGUAGUUCAGAAUGUUUUGCAGCCAUUUGUUUUUGAGGAAAACCAGUAAAGUUGGAGAUGUAAGCAGCUUGGGUAUGUGGAUGUGUUUGAAGAGCCGCAAUGUGUUUGGUGUAGCCUGGGGUAGGAGACAUUAUUAAACAUUGAAUCAUUUUUCUUCUGGUCACCCCUAGUGCACAGUGAAUGAGAUUCCUGUGAAGAAGCUGUAUAUUAGUCUCCCAUGAGAAUGAUGUUCAAUGUUUGUUUCAAGGGAAUUACAUAAUUUGAAACAUUACUGUUUUCUUUUCAAAACUAUUCAUUUAGCAUAUUGUUUCAGAGCUUAUUUAUACCAUAGAUAGAAAGUUAUUUGAUUAUUGGAAUCCCACUACAUAUUGUAGAAGUCAAUUGAAAGUAAAGUGUGAAUACUAGCAGUGUCACAGCAGUGUGAUUGAUUUCUGCACCUUCGAAGGAUGAAGUGUGUUGCCAAAUGUAAGUUCCUGGAUAUUUGUUUGAUUUGUUUGUUUGUAAAUAAAUAUUUUAUGCACUAAA
Anguilla anguilla (European eel) is the source of this 2806-nucleotide messenger RNA. It is a transcript of the gene fis1, whose product is annotated as fission, mitochondrial 1. Gene Ontology annotation, molecular function: protein binding. NCBI's taxonomy places the organism in Eukaryota, Metazoa, Chordata, Actinopteri, Anguilliformes, Anguillidae. The record is from RefSeq and is a predicted model, not a curated record. Bases 92 to 550 code for a protein of 152 amino acids. The transcript has 5 exons. Gene Ontology annotation, cellular component: mitochondrial outer membrane; peroxisomal membrane. Gene Ontology annotation, biological process: peroxisome fission; autophagy of mitochondrion; mitochondrial fission.